AUGACGCGCUUUAAUCGUUCGUGCAAUCUACGUCGUCACCUAACCAACGUCCAUCAUAUAAAGUCAGAUGAUCUUGUCAUCUUUCCUGUAGAUGCGACUCUGUCAUCUACUUCGGCUGCUCACGAAGAACAGGUUAUCGGUGAACGCCUACAAGCGCCAAGUAAUAAGAGGACUGUUCCUACGCGUCCUAGAAACUGUUCCAUUAAGAAGCUCUCCAAUGGCCGCGGGCCAUGCAAGACCUCUAUCCCUGAAGAUCUUUCCUCUGGGGACGUCAUCGAUAAAAGGGAGAAAGAUUUAACUCAAAUCACCGUUUCAUCGAAUUCUGCAGUCCCAAUGCUGCCCCCCCACAAAGGUGUUUCAACGAAUACCUUGAAAGUUAAAAAUGGAGAAAAAAAUCAUCUUACAGAACUUGCUUCUGCAAAAAAAUCGUUUCGCUAUGAAGUGAGUAGCAUCGAGUUUUUUGUCAGAUUUGCUUUGCUUUUCGAGUUCACAUUAUGUUCAUUUUUAACUUUUGCUAUUUAA
Messenger RNA from Protopolystoma xenopodis, 522 nucleotides. The record is from the annotation of a GenBank genome assembly. Lineage: Eukaryota; Metazoa; Platyhelminthes; Monogenea; Polystomatidea; Polystomatidae.